AUGCACAAGCUGCAGGUGUUGCUGCUGGUGGUGUGCGUGGCGGUGGGCCCCAGCCUGGCCCAGAUCACCUUCUCGCGCUCGUGGGUGCCGCAGGGGAAGCGCUCGGGGGUUGCGGGGGCCCUGAUGGCCCCUGAGGGACCUGCUCCCCUGGGGGAGAGCUGUCACGGCGCCUACGUGGAUGCUCUCAUCCAGGUCGCCGCUGUGGUCAAUAACUUGAUCAGGACUGCACAUGAAGCUCGUCCUCGUCUCCUGAACCCAAAAGCAUCGAUAUAGACGUGAAGAGAGAUAGACAGCAUAGAAGGAGAAGAUAAAAAGGUGCUUUACGGCGAUAAAGAAAUAUCAAGAUAAGCAUCGCUCAAGAUCUUCAAGCAAAAUGAAGGAAAGCAAGAAAAAUAAAAUAAAAAGUUA
Molecule: messenger RNA, 408 nt
Organism: Penaeus indicus
Lineage: Eukaryota; Metazoa; Arthropoda; Malacostraca; Decapoda; Penaeidae
Exons: 2
Coding region: 1-273 (90 amino acids)
Molecular function (GO): hormone activity
Source: RefSeq, a predicted model, not a curated record